Molecule: messenger RNA, 2204 nt
Organism: Wyeomyia smithii (pitcher-plant mosquito)
Lineage: Eukaryota; Metazoa; Arthropoda; Insecta; Diptera; Culicidae
Exons: 4
Coding region: 264-1784 (506 amino acids)
Source: RefSeq, a predicted model, not a curated record
CGUGUCCCGGCAGUUUCAGUACGACGAUAGAUCUUGAUCAGUUCGAAUGUAGCUUCAGUGCUGAGAGGGCCUUUCACGAAUUUCCGAGCUUCAAAUUAGGGUAACGAGCGAUAAUAUGCCUUUUGGAGUAUAAUUUAUUUGAAGUAGGUCAUAGCAGGGUUAGCAGACAAGUGCAGUUGGAUGAAGAGACGAACGAUCCGUGUAUUUGAAAAAUUGUGAAUGAUAGUUUGAAUCGGUUCCUAAGGACCUAGUGACCUACUAAGAUGAACGUCAACGUGUGUGUGAUAUUUCUAGUGAUAUUCUCGAUCAGUGGAAGCGCUUACACUACCCAACGAUCGAACGUACGGGAGGAUGAGGGCAGUCCAUUCCUGGAUAUGGCAUCUGAGUUCCUGCAGUCGUUGGGAAAUCAAAAUGGAGGUGGUGGAGGCAACGCCGCAGCUGGACUGUCCGGAAUUGCUUCCAUGUUACUCCCGUUAAUGGCGAAUGCCAACGCAGGUGGUUCGGGAAAGGCAAAUAACGAUGGCGUUGGAGCGGUUUUGUCCGGAAUAGGUAGUCUCUUGGCAAACUCGAAUGGAGCUAAUGGAGCAGGCGGCGGCUUUGACCCUGCCAUCAUUGGGAAUGUGAUUCAAUUGUUCGCCAGUGGUAAUGAUGAUCAACCUCAAAAAAGGGUUGGUAAACGGCAGAAACGACAAAAAGGUAACGAGGAAGGCAACCCAAUUCUGGAUACGGUUUUGACCGUAGCCCAAACGUGGCUUGCCAACUAUAACAACGUUGAUAGCGAUGACGACCGUGAGCCUCAACAUCCGGGAAUUAACGGUGACACAAUCGCCAACUUGCUGCCGCUUGCGAUACAAGCUUUUCAAUCGUUCAGUGGUCCAGAGAUGGAAAAAACCCAGGAGAAACAUAAGGACCACUCGUGGGUGUUGCCUCCUUUCCUAGAGCACAUCCACGUCAUGUGGGAUCAGUUCAUGCAGUCAGAGUUGGCUCAAGCGAUCUGGACGAAGAUUGGGCUCGAUAAAGUAUUCAAGGGAUUUGUUGGCCGUGACGGAAAACUGGAUUACGACAAGUUGUUCGAAACGCUGCAGAACCAAUCGUUUCGUCGGCGGUGGAUUAAAGCAGCCACAAUCUAUCUGGCGGACUGGGCCAACUACAUUGCGAACCCGGAGGUCUAUCAGAGAUACGUUGCAACCGGGCAGCUGAUGGCAAACGGUUUCCUCCAGUCGCGGGGCUAUCCGAAGCAAACCAUGCUGGACAUCAACCGGCCCAGCGAGACGAUUUCCAACCUGAUCGAUCACAUUGCCAAGAAGCACCUUCAGGUGAAGAUUGUUUCGGUGACGUACGUGAAACCGGCGGUCAACUACGUUAAAGAUCUGCUCAAGCUAGGCAAAGCGAAACAAUUCCUGCAACAGUAUAACGCUACCGAACUGACAGAUAAGCUGACCGAUACGCUAAAUCUGGAGGUAAUUGAACCGGUGCUGAAAGUUCACCGCGCGUACCGGCAAGCUAUCCAAACCCCGCACUGUGAUAAGUAUAUUCUGUGUGAAAUUAAUUCGCAUGAUCCGAACGAAAAGCUAGGACUGGGCGGUUUCAAGCGGGGAGUGACGCGUUUCGGAAGCAUGGCCGCAUCGUGGUUCAUCAGUCAGGAAACUCAAACCCCCUUCUGGACACUGUUUGCCAUCAUCAACGAUCCGCACAACUGUCAGGCGAAGCAUCAGGUCGACUGCUCCGAGUUCCACGAGAAUGAAAACAGGGUGACCACAGAGUAUCCUCACAGUGAACUGUAAGAGAGGAUGUUGUUGAACAAAAAAUAAGUGAUUGUUGUAAGAAAAAGGCAGAAAAUCGGGUGAUCUUCCAGAAAAAUUUCGCAAUACACAGUGGUGAAUAUGGAAACUAUUCACUGAGGUUUGAAAUUUACAUUUGAUUAGUACAAAUAAUCACUGGCGGUGUAAUCGAGCCCACAAACAGAGCGGAAGCUCGAAGUAGUGGCGUUGCGUAGUAGCAGCAUGUAGAAAAGCACAACUUAAAACGUGUUGAUUAACGUAACGGUAGCUUGCCUUUUUUUUUCCAGGUAAUUGGUAAGAAAAAUUUACAGUGCAUUUUCACAUUGGAUGUGAAUUUCAAACAACCUCAAUGAUGUUCGGAUGAGUAGAAGAUCACAUUCAAAAAUAGAAAAAAUCCAAUAAAAAAGAAGUAAUUAAAAAUCA